Molecule: messenger RNA, 4166 nt
Organism: Pezoporus flaviventris
Lineage: Eukaryota; Metazoa; Chordata; Aves; Psittaciformes; Psittacidae
Gene: PNPLA6
Product: patatin like phospholipase domain containing 6
Exons: 35
Coding region: 26-4078 (1350 amino acids)
Biological process (GO): phosphatidylcholine metabolic process
Cellular component (GO): endoplasmic reticulum
Molecular function (GO): phosphatidylcholine lysophospholipase A1 activity
Source: RefSeq, a predicted model, not a curated record
CAGGGGGUGACACCAGGGUGUCCCCAUGUCCCUGCAGGACGAGUCCGCCAUGGCUGGGAUGGCCCUGUUCUUCAGUGAGGAGCAGCUCAUCACGGUGCUGGGAGCCUUCCUGGGCUUGACCUUCUUCGCUGCCAUCACCGUGGCCACCGUGGUCCUGCUGCGCCGCUUGCGCCUGAAGAUGUCCCCAGGAGCCGUGGAGCAGGAGUCCCCGCGGUACCGCUUCCGCAAGCGGGACAAGAUGCUCUUCUACGGCCGCAAGAUCAUGCGCAAGGUGUCCCAAUCCACGUCGUCCCUCAUGGACACCACCAUCUCCAGCGCCUCGCGCCCGCGCAUGAAGAGGAGGCUGCGGAUGUUCAACCUGGCCAGGAAGUUCCUGCACAUGCAGAAGGAGCUGCCCAAGCUGCAGAUGAAGGAGCCGUCGCCGGUGCUGCUGGAGGCCGACCUGGGCGAGUUCGACACCGGCAGCUCCCACCUGCCCUCCGAGGUGCUCUUCAUGCUCAAGAACGUGCGGGUGCUGGGUCACUUUGAGAAGCCCUUGUUCCUGGAGCUCUGCAAGCACAUGGUGUUCCAGCAGUGCCACCAAGGGGAAUACGUCUUCCGGCCGGGACAAGCCGACUCCAGCAUCUACGUGCUGCAGGAUGGGAAACUGGAGCUGAUCCUCACCGGACCGGAUGGGAAGGAGACGGUGAUGAAGGAGGUGUUCCCUGGGGACAGCGUGCACAGCCUGCUCAGCAUCGUCGAUGUCCUCACGGGCCACCAACGUCCAUACAAGACAGUGAGCGCCCGGGCAGCAGCGAACUCCACCAUCCUCCGGUUGCCAGUUGAAGCUUUCUCAGCCAUCUUUGAGAACUACCCCGAGAGCUUGGUGCGGAUGGUGCAGAUCAUUAUGGUGCGCCUGCAGCGAGUCACCUUCUUGGCUUUGCACAACUACCUUGGCUUGACCAACGAGCUCUUCAGCCACCCCAGCCACGCCGCCCGCACCAGCCCGGUCCGCCACGGCAAGCGCGGCCUCGGCCACACGGAUGAGGGCCGGGAGCCAGCUGCUGAGACAUUGAAAGCUGGAGGCCCAGAGCCCCCCAAGCCGACCAUGAGCCGCUGCAUCUCCAUGCCCGUGGACAUUGCUGGCAUCCAGAAAGGUCCUCGCUCUGACUUCGACCUGGCCUACGAGCGUGGGCGCAUCUCGGUGUCACUGCAGGAGGACAGAACCAGCGCCUUUCCCACCUUCUCCCAGUCCAUCUCUCAUGAGCCUAAGGAGCGCAAGACGGUGACGCUGGAGGAGCAACCAUCUGGUAUCUACCGCUACAGCUAUGGCAGGGAAGAGCCCACCCCUAUGAACCCUCCCGUUGGACCAUACCAGGGCAGCCAGAGCAGCACCAUCUUGGAGACUGCCAAGCAAGAGCUGGGCAAGCUCAUGAAGUUGGAGGACCCUUCUCUCCUUGAUGACCGUGUCGAGCUCUAUCGUGCCAAGGCUGGGGCGGUCAUUGCCUGUGAAGGGGAACAGGACGCGAGCCUCUACUUUGUCAUAUGUGGCUGCCUGCAUGUGUACCAGCAGAUGAUUGACAAGGCAGAACACGUCUUCCUCUUCUUGACCCAACCUGGAGAGAUGGUGGGACAACUGGGCGUGCUCACUGGUGAGCCCCUCAUCUACACCAUCAAGGCCAACCGCGACUGCACCUUCCUCAAGAUGUCCAAGAUGGACUUCUACGACAUCAUGCGGGAGCAGCCCAGCGUGGUGCUGACCGUUGCCCACAUCGUGGUGGCCCGUAUGUCCCCCUUCGUGCGCCAGAUGGACUUUGCCAUCGACUGGAUGGCAGUGGAGGCCGGGCGGGCGCUCUACCGGCAGGGUGACAAGUCAGACUGUACCUACAUCGUGCUCAACGGGCGCCUCCGCUCCGUCAUCCAGAAGGGCAGCGGCAAGAAGGAGCUCGUUGGGGAGUACGGCCGUGCAGACCUCAUCGGGGUGGUGGAAGCCCUCACCCGGCAGCCUCGUGCCACCACGGUCCAUGCGGUGCGGGACUCGGAGCUGGCCAAGCUGCCUGAGGGCACCUUGAACAACAUCAAGCGCAGAUACCCCCAGGUCGUCACCCGCCUCAUCCACCUCCUGAGCCAGAAGAUCUUGGGGAACCUGCAGCAACUCCGUGCGCCCUUUGCAAGCUCUGGCUUGGGCAUGGCCUCCAGCUCGGAGCCCAUCAACCCCACCAGCAACCUCUCAACGGUGGCGGUGCUGCCGGUGUGUGACAGUGUCCCUGCCGUGGCCUUCUCACUGGAGCUCAAGCACGCUCUUGAUGCCAUCGGUCCCACUUUGCUCCUCACCAGCGACGUCCUCCGCAUCAACCUCGGCUACUUGGCGCUGGACAGCAUCCAGGAGUACCGCCUCUCGGGGUGGUUGGCACAGCAGGAGGACAGCCACCGCAUCGUCCUCUACCUGACUGACUCCACCCUGACCUCCUGGACCGUGCGGUGCAUCCGUCAGGCCGACUGCAUCCUCAUCGUAGGCAUGGGUGACCAAGAGCCGAUGGUGGGGAAGCUGGAGCAGAUGCUGGAGAACACGGCAGUGCGGGCACUGAAGCAGUUGGUUCUCCUGCACCGUGAGGGCGGGCCCGGCCCUUGCCGCACCGUUGAGUGGCUCAACAUGCGCAGUUGGUGCUCGGGUCACUUCCACAUCAGGUGUCCCAAGCACAUCUUCACGCGACGGAACCCGGCCAGGCUGCAGGAGACGUAUGAGAAGUUGUAUAAGAAGAAGGCCGACAUCCACAGCGACUUCUCCCGCCUGGCGCGGGUCCUCACCGGCAACACCAUCGCCCUCGUCCUGGGUGGCGGCGGAGCCAGGGGCUGCGCCCACAUCGGGGUGAUCAAGGCGAUGGAGGAGGUGGGGAUCCCCAUUGACAUGGUUGGUGGCACCUCCAUCGGUGCCUUCAUCGGGGCGCUCUACGCCGAGGAGCGCUGCGCCGACAGCACCAGGCAGCGGGCGCGGGAGUGGGCCAAGUGCAUGAACUCAGUGUUUGCGACCAUCCUGGACCUCACCUACCCCAUCACCUCCAUGUUUUCGGGCUCAGCCUUCAACGACAGCAUCAACAAGGUUUUCCAGGACAAGCAGAUCGAGGACCUGUGGCUGCCUUACUUCAACGUCACAACCGACAUCACAGCCUCCACCAUGCGGGUGCACACAGACGGCAGCCUUUGGCGCUACGUCCGAGCCAGUACCUCUUAUACCCCCUACCUGCCUCCUCUCUGCGACCCCAAGGACAGCCACUGGCUCGUGGAUGGCUGCUAUGUUAACAAUGUCCCAGGCUCGCUCUGGCGCUACGUGCGAGCCAGCAUGACCCUUUCUGGGUACCUGCCACCACUCUGUGACCCCAAGGAUGGCAACUUACUGAUGGAUGGUGGUUACAUCAACAACCUGCCAGCCGACAUCGCCCGCAGCAUGGGGGCCAAGACCGUGGUGGCCAUCGAUGUGGGCAGCCAGGAUGAGACGGACCUGUGCAACUAUGGGGACACUUUGUCGGGCUGGUGGCUCCUCUGGAAGCGCCUCAACCCCUGGGCUGAGAAGGUCAAGGUGCCCGACAUGGCUGAGAUCCAGUCCCGCCUGGCCUACGUGUCCUGCGUGCGGCAGCUCGAGGUGGUCAAGUCCAGCUCCUACUGCCAGUACAUCCGGCCCCCCAUUGACAGCUUCAAGACCAUGGACUUCGGCAAGUUCGAUGAGAUCUAUGAAGUUGGGUACCACCAUGGCAAGAUGGUCUUCGACCACUGGAGCCAGGACGACAUCAUUGAGAAGAUGGUGAAGGACCGGCGAUGGGCCGACUUCUGCGACACCGAGCGCGUGGACGUGCUCAAGACUCACUUCAUUGACCUGGCCGAGAUGGUGUCCCGCAUCGAGCCAGCGCAGCCCUGCGCCGAAGAGGAAUCCGAUGACGUCACGGACUACGAGGACGAGGAACUGGACCCCCCCCGGGAUGAGCAGGAUGCGGCCGCCCCUUCGGAACGGGCCAGCACCGGCGCUGCGGGGGCUAAGGAGGAGGAGAAUUCCCUUCGGCACCGCUCGAGCCAGCCCCAGGACCCCUCCGCACCCCAGAUGUGACCCCAAAGCGCCCCGGAGCCGCCACUACCUCCCCCUGCGGGGGCCUCCCUCUUCCCAUUGCCCCUUCCCACUCAUCCCGGUUCAUCCC